Molecule: messenger RNA, 1866 nt
Organism: Phytophthora nicotianae INRA-310
Lineage: Eukaryota; Oomycota; Peronosporomycetes; Peronosporales; Peronosporaceae
Exons: 3
Coding region: 102-1190 (362 amino acids)
Biological process (GO): positive regulation of ATP-dependent activity; protein folding
Cellular component (GO): cytosol
Molecular function (GO): ATPase activator activity; protein-folding chaperone binding
Source: RefSeq, a predicted model, not a curated record
GCGGAUAAGACGUGUAAACCUGAAACAGGUUAGAGAAAUAUCGAGAAAAUUCGAUCAUCUCCAGUACGUCACUGAUCCAGUCGACACCACGAGCAUCCGACAUGUCUGUGCCUCCGACGAGCGCCGCGAAUCUGAACGUGGGCUGGGAUCCGUCUCCUCUGUCUGCGUCCACGGGUGGCGAUUUCGACGCCAACUCAUUGAUCGAGCGCACGCAGGAGGUCAAGGUGGACGUGAACGACUACUCGCGCUUCAAGGACAUCGGCAAGGACCUGGAGGACGAGGACAAGAAACAGGAUACGCAGCCUGCCGCAGUAGCGCCUGAAGCCAAGUGCCGCAACUGCAGCAAACCCGGUGCCAAGCUUAAGUGCAGUGUGUGUAAGAAGGCCGUCUAUUGUGCGCGCAACUGCCAGGCGAGCGACUGGCAGUUCCACAAGCGUAUCUGUAAGAAGCCCGAGCCUCCUAAGAAGCCGGAGCCUCCGCGUCGACCACCCACCAAGAGCUCCACGAGCUCUACUUCUUCUUCGGCGAAGACGACGAGCUCGACGUCUAGUAGCAGCAAACCCAAGGCGUCCAGUGGCUCAUCCGUAGUGGUGACGGAUGAACCAGACCUGCCCGAAAACAUGCGCGGCUACAAGAAUGGUCUACCGUAUUUCCACCGCGAACUGUCCAAGGAGGAGAAAAAUUUGAUUGGAGACAUCGCACCUCAGAAGAUUGAGCUUAAACCUGCGGGGCCGGAUCCUGUACAGCAUGAUGGUUCUGCGUGGAAUAAGGCUGGUACCUUUGAAGAGCGUGUGGUGACCAAGUGGGCAGAGGACAAGUGGAAGGAGAUCUUUACGGGUGCGACCUACUCGGAGGGCAACUUACAGGCGACAUUGAAGGCGCCGGAGAAGAUCUCGGGAGACGCUAGCAUUUGUGUUGUGCGAGGCAAGAAGCGGUAUCUGUUCGACUUCAGCUUGAAGUUGCCUUUUGAAGUGGCUAUCAGCGGCGGCAGCACCUGCAAGGGUACGUACGAGAUGAACGACAUCUCAAGCGACGAGGACUACGAGAUCUCGUGUAGACUGACCAAGAAGCUCAACAAUGCCAGCGAGCAAAGCGCCGUGCAGGCGUUCGUCGCCAAGAAGGACAACGGUCUGCAGAAGGAGCUCGUGCGACUCAUCAGCGUAUUCGCGAGCGAGUUCCAGCAGCAAUAGAAACGUGUAAAGAAGACAAGGUAGAUCGUGUUCCUGUCAACGAGUACCAUGCAUAGAAUGCAGAUACUUCAUAUCGUUUGCCUUCAACCUCAGAAUCCUCUUUAUCCUCACUUGUACUUCUCAUGUUCAGGGCUCUGAAUACAAAAUUUGAGGCGCUAAUUCAGGACUGAUGGCAUGCUCCGAUGCAAGACUUUUACGGGCAGCGAUCAUGCCCAUGUGGCAGCUCUGGAGUAUAUCGUAUCCUUCCAACAAGCCGUAAACCGUUCCACCAACCAAGCUAUCACCUGCAACAUCAUCAAUAUCAAUACAGAUUAGAAAUGGUUCUAGCACGAGGAAUCUGCAACUCUCGUACCAGCUCCGGUGCAAUUCUUAACGGGAAUUUCUAUACCGGGAAGGUGGACCAUUGUGACAGAGUGGCCUCCAUGAACAUGAUGCAUGCCCCAGAUUUCCACGUCAAAGUCGCAAUCGUCCACGAUCUCACGCAAGUUGUCUGCAGCCAUAUUGAUAGAGGCGACUAGGACACCAUUUUUGCCCAGAGUGACCAUGACAUGCUUAGGUCUUUUAGUGUCACCGUCAGCCAUGGCGAGUAGCGCUGUUGGAGUAAAAAAAAACACAAAAGACGCAUUAGCAUUAGUACAAGUAUGUUCGAUUCCUGAACGUACUUGUAAUGAGGUCG